Messenger RNA from Balaenoptera musculus (blue whale), 3563 nucleotides. RefSeq names its product major facilitator superfamily domain containing 6 (gene MFSD6). Bases 590 to 2992 code for a protein of 800 amino acids. NCBI's taxonomy places the organism in Eukaryota, Metazoa, Chordata, Mammalia, Artiodactyla, Balaenopteridae. Gene Ontology annotation, biological process: antigen processing and presentation of exogenous peptide antigen via MHC class I. Gene Ontology annotation, cellular component: plasma membrane. The record is from RefSeq and is a predicted model, not a curated record. The transcript is spliced from 7 exons.
GAAGGGGGCGCGCUAGGCGGGGCGGCGGGGUAGCCCCACCCUGGGCUCCCCUGCAGGGGCCGGGCCCGGCCAGAGGGCGAGGAGCCCCCUGCGGCGCGCACACCUGCUGUCGCGGAGGGGCUUCCGAGGAGGGCCCCGGCGUCAGGGCGUGGGGGGGGGGUGUCUCCGAUACCAGCCCCGCUCGCCCGCUACUGCCUCCCUCCCCUUGGACCCGAGUCGGUUGUCAUCUUUUGGGGCGCUGAGGGCAGCUACAGCCUACACCCCCGGUGCGCCCGGCGCGGGCAGCACUUCCGCAAACGUAACUGCAGUGGGGAAAACAAAGGCGCUGCCCAAGGAAGCCGUCGCCGGCAGCAGCCAGGGUGCCGGGUGAGGGUUGCGCCCCAGUGUCCAGGCCCUUCUCGGCCCGGCCGCACUCGCGCCCUUGUCAUAACCGUCCUCGGGAGAAAGAGGGAGGCGAGAACACCAGACAGUCCGAGUGCAGGGACGUAGCCACUUGGGUGGCAAGAGGAGGAAAUUGACAGCGUCUGCUUACCCAGAUCAACAACCAAAAUUUUGAAGGUCAUCAACUUUCUGAUGGUGGUGAUAAGCCAUGGCGACAGAUGAUAAAGUUGCCAUCUUAACCGAUGAUGAAGAGGAACAGAAGAGAAAAUAUGUGCUUGCCGAUCCUUUUAAUGGUAUUUCCAGGGAACCAGAACCACCUUCAAAUGAAACACCUUCCCCCUCUGAAACAGCUGCUCUUCCUGAGGAGGAAAUAGACUGGAUAGAGAAACAUUGCGUUAAAAUAAACAAUGAUCUUCUAAUUUCCAAGGUCUUUUAUUUUUUCUUUUACUCUGCAUAUGGCUCUCUUUACCCCCUUUUGCCUGUGUAUUAUAAGCAGCUGGGAAUGUCACCAAGCCAGAGUGGGCUGCUGGUAGGUAUUCGAUACUUCAUUGAAUUCUGCAGUGCCCCCUUUUGGGGUGUAGUUGCAGAUCGCUUUAAAAAAGGCAAAAUUGUCCUCCUCUUUUCCCUUUUGUGUUGGGUUUUAUUCAACCUGGGCAUCGGAUUUGUCAAACCUGCUACCUUGCGGUGUGUACCAAAGAUUCCUCCAAGAGCUCAUCCCACCACUUCAAGCCACCUGUUCACUCUCCUGCCAACGAAUUCCUCCACUGUCUCUUCCAUUACCACAUCACCAGGAAUUCGUGAGAAAAGGAACCUGCCUCCUUACAAUGGGUCAGAGAUGUUAGAAGCAGGGCACAGUGUCAUGGAAACUGUCAUCUUCUCGACAGCUCCAAACAAGACCAGUGUGCCCACUCUGCAGCCUCAGACUGAUGAAAUUACUGACCAUGUUAUGAACUUGACCAUGAACCCAAGCACUGCAACCUCUGCCCCCCCAGGAAAUGCAACCUGGGAGACAACCACUUCUAUUGUCACUACCACCAAAUCUUUACCUUCUGACCAAGUCACUCUUGUUUAUGAUCAACAAGAAGUAGAAGCUAUAUUCUUGGUGAUCUUGGUAGUUGUCAUAAUAGGAGAAUUUUUCAGUGCCUCCUCUGUCACGAUUGUGGACACGGUAACACUCCAGUAUCUGGGAAAGCACAGAGACCGCUAUGGACUGCAACGCAUGUGGGGCUCCCUGGGCUGGGGCCUGGCGAUGCUGUCCGUGGGCAUUGGCAUUGACUACACCCACGUGGGCGUGCUCAUCAAUGGGAAGGGGUGUAAGCCCCCUGAAUACCGGAACUACCAGAUUGUCUUCAUCGUCUUUGGGGUUCUCAUGACCAUGGCCUUGAUCGUCGCUACUCAGUUCCGGUUCCGCUACAACCACUUCAAAAACAGUGAAAAUAAAGGGAAAGAGGUGGAGAUCCCGCAAGUAGAGAGGAACAGCUCCACAGAAUCCUCUGAGGAGACACCAACCGCCGCCAGCCACUCGCAGGCCUUCAACUUCUGGGACUUAAUCAGGCUGCUUUGCAGUGUGCAGUACGGCUCCGUGUUGUUCGUGGCUUGGUUUAUGGGUUUCGGAUACGGCUUCGUGUUCACCUUUCUCUACUGGCAUUUGGAGGACCUGAAUGGAACGACAACUCUCUUUGGGGUCUGUUCAGUCCUGAGCCAUGUGUCCGAGCUGACAGCUUAUUUUUUCAGUCACAAGCUUAUUGAAUUGAUUGGCCACAUCAGGGUUCUGUACAUUGGCCUGGCCUGCAAUACGGCUCGCUAUAUUUAUAUUUCCUACCUGGAAAAUGCCUGGACUGUUCUCCCCAUGGAAGUUCUUCAAGGAGUGACACACGCGGCCAUCUGGGCAGCCUGCAUUUCUUAUCUCAGCGCCGCGGUUCCCCCAGAGCUGAGGACGUCUGCUCAGGGUAUCCUGCAGGGCCUUCAUCUGGGUUUGGGGAGAGGUUGUGGAGCCAUGAUCGGAGGCGUGUUAGUCAAUUAUUUUGGGGCUGCUGCAACCUUCCGAGGAAUCGGCAUGGCCUGCCUGGUGAUCCUCCUGCUCUUUGCCCUGAUCCAGUGGCUGGCAGUGCCACAUGAGGAAGAAGACAAGACGAUGCUGGCAGAAAGGAUCCCUGUUCCUUCUAGUCCCGUUCCCAUAGCAACCAUCGACUUAGUCCAGCAACAGACAGAAGAUGUUCUGCCACGCGUUGAGCCCAGACUUCCACCCAAGAAAACCAAGCACCAGGAAGAACAGGAGGAUGUGAACAAGCCAGCCUGGGGGGUCAGCUCCUCUCCCUGGGUGACCUUUGUUUACGCGCUCUACCAAAUUAAAGAGAUGAUGCAGCUAACAAGAGACAACCGUGCUUCUGAGAUACAGCCUUUACAGGGGACCAGUGAGGAUCGGGAAACUUCUCCAACUGGUGGAGCCCGGCCUGGACCGUGUGAGCCUCCCUGUGACCCAUCGAGAAACCAGCCGUCCCCUCAAGCAGCAGCAUCUCAGACGCAGAGCAGCCCCGCUCACCCCAGUGGAGACCCGCGCAGGGAGGAGGCUGAGGACCAGCAGGCUCGGCCUGCCUCUGGGGGACACUGAGGGGUCCUGCUCGUCUCACACCCUGCAUGGAACUGGGCUCCUCUGCCAGCACAGAGGGCGCACCUCGAGGAGCAUAGCACCACAUACGCUGCUGAACACCUGAACUCAUCAACGCAGAAAUACACACACACACUCACACAUGUAGAAGCUACAGUACAUAUUGGCAGAAAUAGGUCAACUUCCGUAGUCCCACUGGAGUCACAGAAGGAAAAUGGAUCUCAGUGAGGACGUUCAGUUCUUGGAUUGGUAGGUUAAGGACUACAGGCCUUCUCUGCCAGGGCAGUAAGCGUCGAAACCAGCAGUUACACUAAAUGCGUGGAGGGAAAGAAAAGUGUUUCAAGGUGAAUGCUGAUAUAAUUUCCCUCUUCUGAUUAUUUAUCCUAAUUAUUUGGUUCUUAAUGCAAACUGGGAAGAAACAGAAUACAUCAUCUAUAAUUUUGUUUCUCUUAAAGAGAACAAUUAAAAAAAUAUUUAAGACGUAUUUUAAAAGUAACCAGAUAAAAGUUAGUGGCAUCUAUGCUUUUGUUUAAAAAAAAAAAAAAAAAAGGAAAAGGUUUCAUCAGAAACUUGG